UUCUCUUAGCAAUGAGUAAAGAGAAUAAAGUUACAGUCUGAAGCUUGUCUUCUCCUCUGACUCCUGUCUCUCCUCUCCUCCAGCAUGGUGUGGCUCGCCAGAGAUUCCUGUGUGGCAGCUGUGAUCCUGUUGCUAACAGUGCUGAGCCCUCCGGUGGCGUUGGUCAGAGACCCCACGCCACGGUUUUUGGAACAGUAUAAAUCCGAGUGUUAUUUUUACAACGGGACGCAGCGCGUACGGCUUCUGGUCAGAUACAUCUACAACCGGGAGGAGUACACGCGCUUCGACAGCGACGUGGGCGAGUUCCGCGCGGUGACCGAGCUGGGGCGGCGGGACACCGAGUACUAUAACAAACAGAAGGAGUACAUAGAGCGGGAGAGGGCCGCGGUGGACACGAUCUGCAGACACAACUACGAGAUCUCUGAUAGAUUCCUUGUGCCGCGGACAGUUGAACCCAAGGUGACUGUGUACCCUUCAAAGACGCAGCCCCUGAAACACCACAACCUCCUGGUCUGCUCUGUGAGUGACUUCUACCCUGGCAGCGUUGAAGUCAGAUGGUUCCGGAAUGGCGAGGAAGAAAAGGAUGGACUCGUGUCCACUGGCCUGAUCCCAAAUGGAGACUGGACCUUCCAGUUGUUGGUGAUGCUGGAGAUGGUUCCUCAAGGUGGAGAGGUUUAUACCUGCCAGGUGGAGCAUCCCAGCCUGACCAGCCCUGUCAGAGUCGAGUGGAAAGCACAGUCCACGUCUGCACAAAAUAAGAAGAUGAGUGGAGUCGGGGGCAUCGUGCUGGGUCUGCUCUUCCUGGGAGCCGGGCUGUUCGUCUACUUCAGGAACCAGAAAGGACAGUCUGGACUUCAGCCAACAGGUAAUGCUCUUCAGUCUUCUCUCAGAGACAUAUCUGCUUUCCCUACAGUGUGGGGGAUGGGGUGAUGGACACAGGCAGAAAAACGAGGAAGACGAAGAUCCCAGGGUCUGGCCAGGCAGAUUGCACUGAGCCUUGCUCCCUGCACUUACUAAAGGCCUGUGGUCUGAAGCAGCAUUGACUUGGGGCAUGAGAAGUUCCUCUCUGAUCACUGCCAUGCUGUCAGGAGAGGCUGGAGGUGGUCAGAGAGGCCACUGCUGAGUUAGGUCUGGAAACACCCUUGUCCCCUGUGCUCUGCAGGACUCCUGAACUGAGGUGAGGUGACAAGGCUGAAGGAAGGCGUUCUCCCACUGUCACCAUGUCUUGAAAACAUGUCCUGCUUGGCCUACAUUCCUCCAGAGACAGUGCUCUUCCAGGACCUGGCUCCUCCUGAUUCUCCACCCUGGAGAUCUGUGCUCCUUGUGGCUGUUUAACCCCUGGCCAGACCUUGCAGCUCCGGGGACAGAAGCCCCCUCUCUCACCUCUCCUGCUCCCUUUUGUCCCUUGCCCUUUGCCUGGCGCUUCUGAGUCAGUCUGUUGUCAUAUGCUUUCUGACAUCUUUUUCAAAUAAACAAAGAAUGAAAGUCA
This is a messenger RNA of Rattus norvegicus (Norway rat), 1489 nucleotides long. The record is from RefSeq and is a predicted model, not a curated record. NCBI's taxonomy places the organism in Eukaryota, Metazoa, Chordata, Mammalia, Rodentia, Muridae.